GGCAUAUGUAUAAAAAGAGGUUUCGGUUCUGUCGAGAUCGCCCCCCUUCUCUACUUGUUCUUUUUUCCACUUUAACUUUCUUUUCCAACAUGUUCCGUCAAGCCAUUAAGCCUACCGCUCGUGUGUUCCUUGCCCGAGGUUAUGCAACCGCAACCAAGUCGCCCAACGACGUUGUCAUUGCCAGUGCUGUUCGUACACCCGUCGGUACUUUCCAAGGUGGACUCAAGUCCCUGUCUGCCCCGAAGCUUGGUGCCGUUGCUGCCCGUGCUGCCAUUGAGCGCGCUGGUCUCAAGCCCGAACAGAUUGAAGAAGCCUACAUUGGCAAUGUGAUUCAAGCCAACCUGGGUCAAGCACCUGCACGUCAAGUUGUUCUUGAAGCAGGUUGCCCUGAAUCCACGGAAGCUACUACGAUCAACAAGGUCUGCUCUUCGGGCAUGAAGUCUAUCAUCAUGGCUGCCCAAUCGAUCAAGUUGGGUGAUCGUCAGAUCAUGUUGGCGGGUGGUAUGGAAAGCAUGUCCAACGCUCCCUAUUAUGCGCCUCGUAACGCUGCCUAUGGUCAUCAGCAACAGAACGAUUCGAUCGUCAAGGAUGGUUUGUGGGACGUGUACAAUCAGAUUCACAUGGGCAAUUGCGCUGAAAACACCGCCAAGGUCCAAGGUAUCUCGCGUGAAGAGCAGGAUGCUCAUGCCCUUGAAUCGUACAAGCGUGCUGCCAAGGCCUGGGAGAACGGUGUCUUUGAUGCAGAGAUCGCCCCUGUCACGAUCAAGAGCAGAAAGGGACAAGUUGUUGUCAAGGAGGAUGAGGAGUACAAGAACGUAAAGUAUGAAAAGAUUCCUCAGUUGCGACCUGUCUUUCAAAAGGAUGGUACUGUCACUGCUGCCAAUGCUAGCACCUUGAACGAUGGUGCUUCGGCUGUGGUCUUGAUGACCCGUCAAAAGGCUGAAGAGCUUGGCGUCAAGCCCUUGGCCCGUAUUGUCGCAUAUGCCGACGCUGCCAUGGCACCGAUCGAUUUUACCAUUGCCCCUAGCCAGGCUGUGCCACUUGCAUUGGAAAAGGCUGGUUUAACAGUCAAGGACAUUAGUCUGUUUGAGUUGAACGAGGCCUUCAGCGUCGUUGCCCGUGCCAAUGAAAAGUUGAUGGGCCUUGACCCUAGCAAGGUCAACAUUGCCGGUGGUGCUGUUGCGUUGGGCCAUCCUAUCGGAUCUUCGGGCGCUCGCAUUGUCGUUACUUUGACCCAUUUGCUCAAGUCGGGUGAAUUCGGUGCUGCUGGUGUCUGCAACGGUGGUGGUGCUGCUAGUGCAUUGAUCAUCCAAAAGGAGUAAAAAAGAGAAACACUCUCUAUCUAUCUAUAUAACACUUGUAUUAUAUUCCAACGGCAUGAAGCCAACAGCAACAACAAAAAAACAUGUUUUUUAUAUGUAUAAAGAUAAUAAAGAUGAUAUAGAAAGAGA
This is a messenger RNA of Zychaea mexicana, 1451 nucleotides long. Its product is annotated as Thiolase, N-terminal domain-containing protein. Gene Ontology annotation, biological process: fatty acid beta-oxidation. The transcript has 8 exons. The record is from RefSeq and is a predicted model, not a curated record. Gene Ontology annotation, molecular function: acetyl-CoA C-acetyltransferase activity. Bases 6 to 1322 code for a protein of 438 amino acids. Lineage: Eukaryota; Fungi; Mucoromycota; Mucoromycetes; Mucorales; Lichtheimiaceae.